AUGAAGUUUUUGAAUGUAAAUUAUGUAUCAAAUUAAAAUCAAUUAGAAGAAAAUAGUUUAGAUUAACAAAAUAAUUUACAAACCUAAUUUUUAAUGAAUAAAAAGCUCUCUAUAAGUUGGAGAUUCAUAAAUAUUUUAAUAUAAAUAAAAAAUUUUAUAAAAAGAAUAAAAAACUAAAGUGCCAAAAUACGCUUUUAAAGAUUAAAUUAAACACAUAUCAAUUACAUAAACGACAAAACAUAUUUUUUUAAAUAAUAAUAAUAAUAAGAAGAAUAAUUACAUAUUAAUUAAAACAAAAAAUAAAAUAAUAUAAUAUAUAAUAGUUUUAUAAGUACAUUAUGUAAUAUAAGAUUAAUAAAAUAUUUAUAAAACAAAAUAAAUGUAUUUAAGCCUGAUAGUGCUUUAAUAAUUGUUUGGAAAUUUAUUCUUGUAAUUUUGCUUUUGUAAUAAAUCUUAUAUAUUCCAAUAAAUAUAUCGUUUUUAUAUGGAAGUCAUAAUUAUACAUCUGAUAUUUAUUUUUUUCUGUUUACUUUACCCAUAUUAGUAUUUUUUAUAGAUAUUUUGGUAAAUUUUAAUCUUGGAUAUUACUCAUAUGAGGGUUCUUUAAUAAAUAAAAGAUCCGAAAUUUUCAAAUAGUAUGUAAAGUAUAACUUUUGGGUAGAUAUUAUUACCACCGUUAUAAUUUCAAAUGAAGCUUUUUCAUAUAUCAAAUUAAUAUUUUUGAUAAGAAUUUUCCAAAUCUAAGACAUAAUUAAUAAUUUAGAUGAGCGAUUUUAAAUUUCUCAAAAACAUAUCACUUCAGCCACCCUUAUAAAGCUAGCAAUUUCUAUUAUUCUUGUAGCACAUAUGUGUGGAUGUGGAUUUCAUUUAACGAGUACUUUUAAUAAUGAGAAAAAUUGGAUAUUGGCUAAAUCUUUUUAGGAUUCAGAUUGGUAAACUAAAUACAUUAAUAGUCUUUAUUUUUCCAUUAUUACUAUGGUCACUGUUGGGUAUGGAGAUAUUACGCCUUAGAAUAAUAUAGAAAUAGUUUAUACGAUUUUUAUUACUUUAAUUUCUUGUGGAUAGUUUGCAUAUACAGUAAAUGUAAUUGGAACGUUAUUUUAAGAAAAAGAAAAAAGAGAAGCUAUUAUAAAGUAAAUAUAUAUAUAUAUAUAUAUAUAUAUAUAUAUAUAUUUAUAAUAUAAUAAUUUUUUUAUUUAGAGAAUAAAAAUAUUAAUUAACGAAAUAUAUGUCUAAUAGAUAAAUAGUUAAAUUGAUUCGCCUGAACAUGGAUUAGAUAUAUUAAAUGAAAUAGAUCCUACUCUGAAAAAUAAGGUUAGGUUUUAAUUUUAUUGGAAAAUACUUAAAAACAGUAAGAUUUUAGGAGAAUAUUUUAGUGAUGAUAUCCUUAAAAAUUUAAUUUAAGUUAUGAGAGAAAAAGUAUAUGCACAUGGACAAACUAUAUAUUCAAACUAAGAAAUUGAUGAAGAAAAUCGAAUUUUUAUAAUAAUUAAAGGAGAAGUAAAAUUAACCGUGAAUAAUUAAUAAAAAUAAUAAAUAAAAAUAGAUACAAAAUAUGUACUUUAUAAAAAAAAAAAAAUAUAGUAUUUAUAAUAUAAAAGACAAAUGAUGCCUUUGGACAUUAUUCGUUUUUUACAUCAAAUCCAAGAGAAUCUGAUUGCGAAAGUGUAAAUAUGA
Molecule: messenger RNA, 1677 nt
Organism: Ichthyophthirius multifiliis
Lineage: Eukaryota; Ciliophora; Oligohymenophorea; Hymenostomatida
Exons: 2
Biological process (GO): regulation of membrane potential; potassium ion transmembrane transport
Cellular component (GO): membrane
Molecular function (GO): voltage-gated potassium channel activity
Source: RefSeq, a predicted model, not a curated record